AUGCACUUUUCGCUAUCCGUCGCAGCUGUUCGUCAUCACAUCCACCCCCCUUUCCUACCUUCCCUCCCUCCCGCUCAUCCUUCACACACUACCCAACCACAGCAAACCCCUCGGAAAGGGUGCUUUGAGGUGCGACUGGCUGACGGUUCAUCCACGUUCAUCUCCCUGCUGUCCAUGCCGCGUCCGUUUGGGAAACUGAAAGCGUUGGACAUCGAUGCUGAAGCAGAGAAAAUAGUGAAACAACUCCAAGAGGCUGUGAAAGAGGCCAGCGACCCUGAUGCAAAGGACGAGCAGGAAAAAGAGUAA
Molecule: messenger RNA, 306 nt
Organism: Closterium sp. Yama58-4
Lineage: Eukaryota; Viridiplantae; Streptophyta; Zygnematophyceae; Desmidiales; Closteriaceae
Source: the annotation of a GenBank genome assembly